Molecule: messenger RNA, 1197 nt
Organism: Arabis nemorensis
Lineage: Eukaryota; Viridiplantae; Streptophyta; Magnoliopsida; Brassicales; Brassicaceae
Source: the annotation of a GenBank genome assembly
AUGGUGAAACUUUCUGAUUUCAAAGCUGUUCACAGGCUUAUUCGUUCGCAUUACAGUCGAGUCAAUCCGGUCGUAACUGGCCGGUCAAAACUCUACGCUUCGUCUUCUCCGGCUCUUCCUUUUAAUGGGUUUUCUCAGUUUCAGCCUAAGUCCAGUUUCCACACCUUUUCGUCGAGACCCACUUCGCAAAACGUUGGCUUGUCUCAGAUUCUAUCACGCCCUAACCUCGUUUCUGGUUUGCAGAAUUGCGGCAAAGUUUUGGUUAAGCCCCGUGUUGAUAUGAACUUUGCAUCGGCUUUUAGAUUGUUUUCGAGCUCUGGGUUUCGUAAAAUCGAUGGGAGUUUCGCUAGGAAAGUUGUUGAUAAGCCAAUCAAAGCUGUUAGUUCGACUUUUGGUAGAUACCGAGUGGCUUUGGGGUUGCAGGUUGACGCAUUUUGGAAGAAGAAUAACCUUGUGGUGUUUGGAGCAGGAGCUGUUUUUGUAUGUAUUUUCUUGUGGAGGAUCAUGUUUGGGAUUGCUAGUACAUUCGUUGGUCUCUCUGAAGGAAUGGCUAAGUACGGUUUCCUUGCUCUCUCCUCUGCCAUUGUCGCAUUUGCUGGUUUAUACCUUCGCGCAAGGUUCACGAUAAAUCCCGAUAGAGUUUAUAGGAUUACCAUGAGGAAGCUCAAUACAGCGGCUGAUAUUCUAGAAGUUAUGGGUGCUCCUCUGGCAGGAUCGGAUUUGCGUGCUUAUGUGAUGUCAGGUGGUGGCAUAACAUUCAAAAAGUUUAAGCCAACAAUAAGAAGCAAGCGCUGCUUUCUCCUAUUCCCGGUUCAAGGUUCUGAGAGAAAGGGCCUUGUUAGUGUUGAAGUCAAGAAGAAGAAAGGCCAGUAUGACAUGAAGCUACUAGCAGUGGAUAUUCCAAUGGCAUCUGGUCCUGAUCAACGCUUAUUCCUUAUUGGUGAUGAAGAAGAGUACAGAGUCGGUGGUGGUUUGAUCUCCGAGUUGAGAGAUCCUGUGGUGAAGGCAAUGGCAGCAACCAAAGAGUUUGAUAAUCUCGACAGAAUCGAAGAGGAAGAAGAUGCCGAAAGAGAACUUGAAGAAGCCGAAAUGAAGCAACGAGAACUUGAAGAAGUGGAAAGGAAGGAACGAGAACUUGAAGAAGCGGAAAGGAAGGAACGUGAAGAAAUUGAGAAGCUCGAAAAAGAGAGUUCUUAG